AUGGCGAGCACGACCCUUGCGCCGACAGUGACGGCCCUCUCCCUCCUUUCAAUGGACCCGUCGCCGGCGGUGGUCCAUUCUGCACGCAAUGCCGCGGGCACGCGUCACGGGCUUGUCAAUGUGACGCGACUGGUGCGCUCCCUUGACAAGCAACGCUUGGAACACGUCCGUCACGAGGCCGAUGGGUCGAACUGGCUCGAGGUCCAGAAGACAUGGGAGACUGUACUGUACGCUCGGGCGUUGCUCUAUGCCCUGCAAGGCGCCAACGAACAGGCCUCUACGACUGCUCCGGCUUUGGGUGACUUGGACGCGACCCUUUCAAAGAUUGAGGUGCAUGUACAGGCUACGGCCAAGAACACUCGUGCGCCGGCGCCUAUCACGAGCCUUCCUCUAAUCGACCUGCCAAAGGCCGUUGCCCCGUCACCUGCAGUCUUGUUAGACGAGGCCGUCCCUGCCUCGCUGUCGCUCGACAGUGAAGAGCCUGUUCUCGCAGUCGAGCUGCCUACAUCACCGUUGCCUACUGCCCCUGCACCUUCCAUCAGCCCGCGUCUGGCCGCUGUGCCAACUUCCACCUCGGACUUUAACACUUCGACAUACUUUGCCAAGCGGUCACGCGAAGAUGCGGCUGGCGGCGAGGCCGGAUUGUUACCACUCAAGGUUGCCAAGAAGAGCAAUAACGACCCGAUGGACCAGGAAGGAAUGAGGCAGCGUCUCAUGGGCGGGGCACAGGGGGCCAUUGGGUCGUCACAACUACACGAAGAGCUCGGAGGACAGCUGGUGGAUAUGUCCCGGCAGCUGAAGCUCAAUUCGGUCCACUUUUCCAACUCGAUGGAGCAAGAAAAGGCGUUGCUUCAGUCGUCCCAGGAUGUCCUUGAGAAGAACCUGGCGUCAACCAAGGCAUCCAAGGGCCACCUGUCGACCGUGUCAUCCAAGGGGAGGAGUACAACGUGCAUGACCCUUGGUGUCGUCAUCCUUGUUCUGGUGCUCUUCAUUUGGACCUAUAUGCUCAUUCGGUUCACGUAG
Molecule: messenger RNA, 1023 nt
Organism: Apiotrichum porosum
Lineage: Eukaryota; Fungi; Basidiomycota; Tremellomycetes; Trichosporonales; Trichosporonaceae
Exons: 6
Coding region: 1-1023 (340 amino acids)
Biological process (GO): retrograde vesicle-mediated transport, Golgi to endoplasmic reticulum
Cellular component (GO): endoplasmic reticulum; SNARE complex
Molecular function (GO): SNAP receptor activity
Source: RefSeq, a predicted model, not a curated record